Eimeria maxima is the source of this 2283-nucleotide messenger RNA. RefSeq lists its product as hypothetical. The record is from RefSeq and is a predicted model, not a curated record. The transcript is spliced from 4 exons. Lineage: Eukaryota; Apicomplexa; Conoidasida; Eucoccidiorida; Eimeriidae. Gene Ontology annotation, cellular component: nucleoplasm; nucleolus. Bases 1 to 2283 code for a protein of 760 amino acids.
AUGCCCCUCAGUGCUUCUUGCUGCAGGCCAAGAAGGCUGCACCCGCCACCCAGGCUUGGGCUAGGCAUGCGCCUGCAGCAACAGCAGCAACAGCAGCAGCUGCUGUUGCAGCAACAGGAGUUACUACAGCAGCACCACCAACAUCUGCUGCUGCAGCAGAAGCAGCAAGCGUUCUUGCUGCAGCACAGUGUGACCCCACACAGAUGCUAUGAGCGCCUCUACUCAACAGCAGCAGCAGCAGCAACACCGGCAGCAACAGCAGCAGCAGCAGCAACAUCUGGUGCUGCUGCUGCUGCUGCACCUACAUCUUUGCGCGUCCCUCUUCGUUUGUUGGAGGGCAAAGUUCCUGGUGUUGCUGCAGCAGCUGCUGCUGUAGUACAGCUGCUGCUUCCAGUUGCAGCAAGCAGCAGCAGCAGCAGCAGCCGCAUGUCUGCUGCUGAAGUAUCUCGUUGUAUUCAAGCUUCUGCUGCUGCAGCAGAGUUGCUGCUACCGUUGUGCAGCAGCAGCAGCAGCAAAGGAGGAACAGAGGACUUGUGGCAGUGGUACGGCUGUUUGUUGCUCGGCUCCGAGGCCGGCAGCAGCAGCAGCAGCAGCAGCAGCAGCAGCAGCAGCAAAGGAUUUCUUGCUCUAGCUGAUGCAGCAGCAAUCUUAGCUGUUGCUGAUUGUUUUGCAGCAAAAGGAUACAACAGCAUCAAGGCAUGGCGUUGCAUCUUUGCUGCUGCUGAGGCACGCAUGCAGCAGCAGCAGCAGCAGCACAAGCAGCAGCAGCAGCACCACAAGCAGCAGCAGCAGCAGGGUGACAGCAGCUUAAGAGCUGCUGCUGCCUCUUGCAGGCAGCAAAUUGAAGCCCUCGCACAGCAGCAGACCCAAGCUGCACCAAGCAGCAGCAGCAGCAGCAGCAGCAGCAGCAGCAAUAGCAACAGCAGCAGCAGCAGCAGCAGGGAGGAUGUGCUGCAGCAGGUGUCUGUAGGGGGUGUACGUGUGCUGCAGCUGCUGCGUGCUGCAGCAGCAGUAGGCGCUGAUUGGGUGUGGGGCCGCAGCUUGCUGCAGUUGCUGCUGCAGCAAACUGCGCACUUUGCUGAUUUUAUUUCUGGCGUUGAGUUACUGUCUCUUGCUGCAGCAGCAGGAGUUGGUGAUGUAGGCUUGCUGUCUCCUUAUGAGGAGACGGAGACACUUGGGGUGUAUGCGCAGCUAGGCAUAAGACACACGACCUUUUGCCGUCAUAUGCUGCUGCGGGUGCAGCAGCAGCAGCAGCAACUGCAGCAGAAGCAGCAGCAACUGCAGCAGCAGCAGAAAGAGCAGCGAAAGGAGCAGAAGGAGGAGGAGCAGCAGCAGGAACAGCAGCGGGAGCAGCUGGGGCUGACAGAAGCAGACCUACUGCAGCAGCAACGCAUGCAGCAGCGGAUCCUGCUGCUGCACUUCCUGCAGCAGCUGCUGCAGCAGCACAGACAGCAAUUAGCAGCAAAAUCUGAUAUACUUAUAGAGGUGCUGCAUAUGCAGCGCAUGCUGCUGCUGCGGCCCCCUGAACUGCUGCUGCAGCAGCAGCAACAGCAGCAGCAGCAGCAGCAGCAGCAGUUAAGGACAGCAGAAGACUUCUUAGAUGAAGCAGCAAGACUUGCAGCAACAGCAACACUGCAGCAGCAGCAGCAGAUAUUAUCUAUGCAUGCAGCUAGCUGCAGCAGCAGCAACACGGGGGGCAUGCAGAGGGAGCUGUACAGACACCGCAACUAUUCAUUAGGUUUAGGUGUAUAUGCAGAUAGUGCUGUUUGCUGCAGCAGCAGCAGCAGCAGCAGCAGCAAAGUGCUGCCUCUUGUUACUCUUCCUAUCUAUGAAGUUCUUCAUACAGAAGGAUUUGCUUCUGCUGCUGCUGCUGCUGCUGCACCUGCUGCACCUGCUGCAGCAGACCCAGCAGCAACUGCUGCUGCUGUUGAAGCAGCAGCAGCAGUAGGAGAGACCUUCCAUAGAGAACAGCAGCAAAAGGGGCCAACAAUAGAAGCAGCAGCAGCAGCAGCAGCACCAGCAGCAGCAACAGCAGCAGCAGCAGCAGCAGCAGCACAGAUCACCACUGGUCAAGCAGUAAUGAUUUUAGAUGCCUUGUUUAAGCUAAAGUAUCACCAUGCAUGGCCUGAGGUUCCUGCUGCUGCUGCUGCGCUGCUGCAGCAGCUAAGCAGCAGCAAAGAAGUAAUUAAUACAUUUGAUCCAAGACAGGUACAGCAGCAGCAGCAGCAGCAGCAGCAGCAGCAGCAGCAGCAGCAACUGCAGCAGCAGCAGCAGCAGCCAUAA